ACCGGCUGCUCCUGCCUUGUGUCUGUGAGCUCCUGUCCCUGCCUGUGCCUCUGUACUCUCAGCCUCUCUGACCAUGAAGACUUCCAGACAGACCACGUACUCCAUGCAAUCCUCCAGCAGCAGCCGGCCGGGGGGCAUGUCUAUCACCCGCACCUCAGCCCCCGUCUACAGGGCCGCCUCCAUCCACGGAGGAGCCGGAGGGUCCCGCAUCAGUGUCAGCUCAGCUGGCACCCUCAGGUCCUCUAUAGGCAGUGGGGCCGGAAUGGGGAUGGGGGGCUUCGCAAGCAGUGUCCAGGUGAGUGGUAGCAGCGCUGACAUCAUGGGCAACGAGAAGUUUGCCAUGCAGAACCUUAACGAUCGCCUGGCCAGCUACCUGGAGACUGUGCGUAAUCUGGAGCAGGCCAAUCAGAAGCUGGAGAUCAAGAUCAAGGAGGCCCUGGCCAAGAGUGGACCAGACUUCAGAGACUACAGCAAGUACCAGGUCAUUCUGGAUGACCUGAGGAAGAAGGUUUUUGAUGCCACCACUGACAAUGCUCGUCUGGUCUUAAGCAUUGACAACGCCCGAUUGGCUGCAGAUGACUUCAGAGUAAAAUAUGAAUCCGAGCUGGCCAUCCGUCAGUCGGUGGAGGCAGACAUCGUAGGUUUGAGGAAGGUGAUCGAUGACACAAACAUGACCCGAAUGAACCUGGAAAGUGAGAUCGAGGGACUGAAGGAGGAGUUGAUCCAUCUCAAGAAGAACCACGAGAACGAGGUGAGAGAGCUACGUAAACAGAUCGCCCAAUCAGGUGUCCACGUUGACGUCGAUGCCCCCAAAGGUCAAGACCUGUCCCAGAUCAUGGCAGAGAUUAGAGCCAAGUAUGAGCAGAUGGCAAAGAAGAACCAAGAAGAGCUCAAAACAUGGCACGAGUCUCAGAUAACAGAGGUGCAGAGCCAGGUGAUGCAGAAUACAGAGGCACUGAAAGGAGCACAGACCGAAGUGAACGACCUCCGCAGACAGGUCCAGACUCUAGAGAUCGAGCUAGAGUCACAGAGGAGCCUGAAAGCAUCUUUGGAAGGCACAUUGCGGGACACAGAGAUGCGCUACAACAUGGAGAUUGAGGCUCUGAACAACGUCAUCUUGGGGCUUGAGGCGGAGCUCACACAGCUGAGGAGCAACAUCCAGGUGCAGACACAGGACUAUGAGGCUCUUCUCAACACCAAGAUGAAGCUGGAGGCUGAAAUCGCCACCUACAGGCGGCUGCUGGAUGGGGAGGACUUCAGCCUUCAAGACGCCCUGCAGGAGAAGACAGUGAAGACCCAAGUGAUGACAGUCACACAAACCCUGGUGGACGGAAAAGUGGUCUCUUCAAGCACAGAGACCAAGCACCUGUAAACAACCCGUCCCACACUUCCUGAAUGCAACAAUAAUUAAUUACAAUUGACCAUUUUUAGUCAUGCAACACUAACUAUCUUCAAGUCUGUAAUGCAACUGGAGCAGAAAACCUAGUCAUCUUUUAUUUAUUUCAUUCCCAUCAUGUCCAUGUAUUUAUGUGUUGACAAAAUGUUUACAAAAUUUGGCACACUUACGUGAAAAUUUGUCCAACAAGUUUAAGAAAUUGUGAACAAAACUAUUUUUCAUGUUUUUGGUUUUCUGUCCAUUCAGUUCCGUCUUCAUGUUUCAUAUCAUUAAAGUCAACUGUCUUUA
Messenger RNA from Periophthalmus magnuspinnatus, 1684 nucleotides. RefSeq names its product keratin 18a, tandem duplicate 1 (gene krt18a.1). The transcript has 8 exons. Gene Ontology annotation, cellular component: keratin filament. Gene Ontology annotation, molecular function: structural molecule activity. The record is from RefSeq and is a predicted model, not a curated record. The coding region runs from base 74 to 1372 and encodes 432 amino acids. NCBI's taxonomy places the organism in Eukaryota, Metazoa, Chordata, Actinopteri, Gobiiformes, Gobiidae. Gene Ontology annotation, biological process: intermediate filament cytoskeleton organization.